AUAGCAUAUUGAGCAUGGGCAGGAGAGCAUUCACGUUAAGAAGACUUGUCAUUAUCGUCUCAAUAUUCUCUGCCAAACUAAGGCUGUACAAUUCUGUUGAGCUGCUGUUACAAAAUUUAAAACCCCAGAAUUGUGCCCUAGUUUCGGGAAGAAGUAACACGUAGAACUGGGAGAAAAUGAGAAGCAUAACAACGAACGGCGACUACUACAAGAAAAUCUUUCAACUCUUCUGUCGAAAAUGCAGAAAAACAGAAGUAGAUAGAGCCUGGGCAGAACAAGUCUUUCCUAGACUCGUCAUUGAUAAAAUGCAAUCGAAAAUUCUGAAUAAAUCUGGCAAUGCAUUGUUCUCACUCGGUAUAGGUAGCGGAACGGGUGAAUUUGAAAGUUCGCUGCUCCGGCAAAUCUCGAUGCGUUACAAACGCAUCCAUCAUACCGUUGUUGAACCAGUGAAAUCUUUCAUCGAGCGUUACCAAUCUCUUCUUUUAACGGAAGAUGCGGUCAAAGAUAUUCAGUUUGACUGGAAGGAGCAGACGAUGCAGACGUUUCAGAAAGAUCGUGAAGAACAGAAAGGGGGCAAGCAGCCAAACAACUUUCAUUUCAUCAGCGCGGUGCAUUCAUUGUAUUACGCCAGUGACAUGGAAGACACUAUACGAUUCUUUUAUGACUUACUCGAUGACGGGGGCGUGUUGAUGAUAGCCGUCACAACUGACCAAUCCAGCAACACGAAAUUCAUCAAAAAUUUCCCGGUCAUUAUCGAACACAACCCUCACAUCACAGUUGUGAACAGCUCCGACGUUGAACGAUCGUUAAAGACCCUUGGUCUCCCCUACGACGUCCAUGCGCAGUCAUCAUCGGCCGACAUCAGCUCCGUCUUCGACGAGUCAUCUGCCGAGGGCAAUUACACACUGCACCUGCGCAGCUCUGUGAUGACGUCAUCUCUUAUUUGAAAUCACCGGAAUGUUGCCACCUAGCAGAUGACGGGACUGUUCAAUUUAUGAACCCAUGGAAAACAUUUGUUAUCCAGAACGCUAAUUGAUUAAAAAACAAACGACAUGCCCUACUCAUAAUUUAUUAUAAAAAAAUUACUGAUUUAUUUUUAAGCCACCGGGUAUUCUUGAAUACUGCCUAUAUAGGCCUAAGUGACCUUACCUGUAAAAAAACGUCGAAUGUUAGACAUGAUACCCCGACCUUUGACUCAAAUGGCAAACGGCUUCGAUGGAUUUCUUUUAUUGUAAACAGUGGCGUAACUACGGGGGGGCAUGGGGGGGGCACGUGCCCCCCCCAUCGGCUGGCCAAAAAAAAAAAAAAAAAAAAAAAAAAAACGGGGAAAAGGAGAAAAAGAGGGAGAAAGGAAGAGAAACGUAGUGGGGAAAGAAGAAAUUAUGUUCAUUAUAAAUGUUAUAUUAUAUGAUAAUCAUGUUAUAUUACAUAAGAAGCAUUUUUUCAUAACUUUAUGAAACAUUAUUUGCUCAGGGCCUAUGUCUAUAUUGUUCCUGGUGCUCGCAGAGACUUUUAAACGAGAUAUAUAAUCCUGUUGUACUAAAACCCCCGUUUUCAAAUCAAUAUACUGUACACCAAAUAUAUUUCCUCGUAAUUCGAGUUAUUAU
Molecule: messenger RNA, 1607 nt
Organism: Lytechinus pictus (painted urchin)
Lineage: Eukaryota; Metazoa; Echinodermata; Echinoidea; Temnopleuroida; Toxopneustidae
Product: histamine N-methyltransferase-like
Exons: 5
Coding region: 177-947 (256 amino acids)
Source: RefSeq, a predicted model, not a curated record